GUUGCUGAGGCUGUCAGACAGCUCCAUCCGUUUAUCUGGCAUUUAGGAGGAGAAGAAGAAGCAGCUAAGUUGCUUUUGAUACCCGCAAAUGGGGUUGGCAUGAAAAUUGACAAAAGUAACUGGAUUUGCUUCCGGUACCCAGAAAUGGGAUGGAUAUGAAAUCAAGAAAGCGUCCAAAGUUGCUUUCAGUACCCGUAAAUGGUGUAGACAUAGGUCAACAAAGCAGUCAGCUGUGCUUUUUGUGGCAAAUUUAUUUAUUAAUUAAUACCGUAAGGGGCUAAACCCAAGAUAAAACCACAAUCUAGAGACAAAUAAGUACGGGUGAUCCGAAUAUUCAUAAAGAAUUUGAAUAUGUAAAGUUCUUGGGGUACACUACUGGUCAUUGUUACCGUGUUUUAGCAUAUGGAACAAUACCUAGUCAAUUUGAAACAAGUGAUUACUGUUGUUUCAGUGUUUGACUUGUGUUAUUUUUAACUGACUUGAUUAAUAAUUAUUAAGCAACUUUCUAUCUCUUGUAAUUUUUGUAGUGUUCUUUCUUGGUUUCGAACACCAAGCAUUCUGUGUGUUUGGAUUAAUGACUUCUGUAAUUGGUUUUAUAGUUGGAAACAAGCAAGUCAUCACCCAAGAGCUGCACAAAUUUGUCAUCAUGGCAGUUGAGUGGAAACAGUUGUCAAGACAGGACCUUGAUGAAUGCGUCUCUCCCUCCAAAUGGAGCAACCGUUGUGGCCUCUUCGCUGAUGUAGUGGAGUAUUUUGUAGCCACAAUCGCCAAGGAAACUGAAUCCAUGCGGAAAACUUUUGCCCAUGAGCUAGAUGUCCGGUAUGGAGAGGGCCAAUUCCAAAGGUUGGACCUCUAUCUGCCCGAGCAUCAAACAGCAGACUCCCCGGUUCUCCUCUGCAUUCACGGUGGAUACUGGCAAGCCUCCAGCAAGGAUGAUUGUGGAGUGCUAGCCUGGCAGUCCAUCAGACAUGGCGCAGUAUCGGCAGUGGUCAAUUACACUCUUGCACCUACAGGAACACUGCCGCAAAUGGUCAACGACAUUGAACGGGCUCUUGUGUUCUUGGCCAAGAAAUUUCCCAAAGCGAGAGGAUUUUAUAUCUGCGGUCACUCUGCUGGUGGUCAUCUGGGGGCCAUGAUGCUGUCUGUUGAUUGGUCAGUCAAAUAUGGUCUGCCCGAAGAUUUCAUCAAAGGGGCUUGUCUGAUGUCGGGAGUGUUUGAUGUUCGGCCACUGGUCAAGUCUUACGUUAAUGAGCCUCUUCACCUUACAGAAAAUGAAGCUGACCAAGUCAGCCCCAUCAAUUCCACCAACCUGUCCAAGGCUGUCCGGCUGAGCCCCCAUUGUAAAAUUAUCAACGUCUACGGGGAACAUGACCCACCAAUUUUCAAACAGAUGUCCAAGGAUUAUACCAGAAAACUUGCCAAUGGUGGUAUUGAUGCUACAUAUGAGGAGAUUCCAGGGAUGGACCAUUUUGAGCUGGUGGAAAGACUAGUUGACCCCGAGUAUUCCCUCACAAAGAUGUUGUUGCAAUUGAUGUCACUGUGAAGCCGCUCGCAGUUUCUUCUGGCAAGCAGCAGUCUAUGCAAUAUCAGAAAUAAUUUCAAACUAGAAUUUCAUUUCGAAAAAUACAAUAGGAGAAUUCUGAAAUGCUUCGCAGCUGCAACCCUAACCGUCCUGAUUUUGUUAACUGUUUGCAUCAUUUCAAACAAGUGCACCAUACCUCAGUUGCCAUUGAAAUUUCAGGAGCAAAGGAAAGGCAGCACGUACAUGUGCUGCCGUCUGUUCACGUGUUGUUGUGUACAUAUAGCUAGGGCUAUGCUCAUGUGUGCAGUCUUAUGCGACAGUUCAGUACUGACAAAUAUUGGACUUGUGUGCGGCUCCUCUCAUUCUCGCUUGGUAAACAGCAAAAUUUAAGUGGCACAAGAUAAUGAAUGGCCCAGUGGGAGAGGGCCCCCCCCUCUCAAUCAAUCAUGUGUAUUGGUAUGGUAAUUGAAAAUAACGGUCACUUAAUUGGCCCAGCAGGUUCUAUAUGCUUCAAGUGAUUCAACGGCCCCGUUUCAUAUUCUGUUGUUUGAAAAUGUACGUGCAAGAACGUAAACCUGCCUUGUAUUUCAACAUUAGCAGUCUCAAGUGUUAUGGGCAUAGUGACCUUUCCUAUAUUGGAAGAGCAAUUUUUGUCCAAAUUCAAUUUUAAAUAUCUCAAGUUGGCAAUGACCAAUUUUAAAUCCCAUCAGAACAAACUUGUUUUAGAACUUUAAAUUUAUGUCUACAGUCAGGUUUUUUGGCACAGCCAAAAAAUUUUGAAGUUGAAAUUUGUUGUCAUUGUUUUUAUUCCAUAUGCUGCAAUGUUCAAGAAAGGCACCCUGUUAUAUGGAAACACUCAUACAACCUGUUGCAGGCUAUUAGAACAAGCCUUGUGAUUGGUCAGAUUGCACGAGGUUGUAAUGUAAUAGGCUGCCCAAUUAUGGAAAUACUCCAGACUGAUUAGUCUGUUUGAUGCUGCUCGCUGAAAGGCAUACAUAGGACUUGGAGGUCCCUUUUUUAUAAGAGGUAUUUUUUUUAAUACGUUGUAUUUGCUUCACUAUGAAACAAUUGUAAAUGGAGUUUAUUUCUUCCAGUCUGUGAUUUUGUAAUUUUCCACAAUUUUUUUUUUUGGGGGGGAGGCUGAGUAUGUUAAAUUGGGUUUCCGAGUAAGUUUUCAGAAAUAACUAACCUUGAUGUAAACAAAAAAAAAGGCUACCGAGAACCGUAAUACUUGAGCACAGCACAUGUCCAUCAGCCUCACCUUGCUGCUGUCAUGAGUAAGGCAUCAUUUCAAAAUUCGUAUCGGCUGACUAUAGGACAGGGCCAUCCGACCGAUAGCAGCGACAUGUAUUGAGUGAAUAAUGGAGGGGGGUGUUGCUCCACGAAAACCACAUAGGCUUGGGGGUAAUGCAAUAAACAGGCAUUUAUCAGUUAGAAUUGGCCACUUGAGAACACUUAACCUGAUAGCCAACCAAUGAUAAAUGUAUCGGUCGGACCGUUCUGUCUGACACCCACCCGAUAAAAAUUUUCAAAUGGUGCCUAAAUAUGCUUAACCUUCACGUCUUUUCUAUGCAGCACUUCACUGUGCACAAAAACUGAAAAUGAAAUUAACGCCACUAUGAAAGACAAGUCCCUGAUUGUGUCCAAUGAUAAAAUACACCAAACGCUCUC
Molecule: messenger RNA, 3193 nt
Organism: Acanthaster planci (crown-of-thorns starfish)
Lineage: Eukaryota; Metazoa; Echinodermata; Asteroidea; Valvatida; Acanthasteridae
Product: kynurenine formamidase-like
Molecular function (GO): arylformamidase activity
Source: RefSeq, a predicted model, not a curated record